UGAAAAUCCAUUGGUGCAUGGAAAUUCUUAUAUUGUGUAUUCUGUGGAGAAUUUUGUUUAACGGUUAUCCAAAAUCAUACUGAGUGUCAAAAUGGCAUCAGAAGAAAUAGACGACACCCUUUACAGUCGACAGCGCUAUGUUCUAGGAGAUAGUGCUAUGAAACGGAUGGCCCAGUCCUCUGUAUUAUUACAUGGUAUGGGAGGACUAGGAGUUGAAAUAGCCAAGAAUAUUGUUCUAGCAGGAAUUAAGUGUUUAACUAUACAGGACAGUUUAACGGCAACUGUUGAAGAUCUUGGUACACAAUUCUUUAUACGGGAAGAUGAUGUGAAAAAUAAUAGGAAUAGAGCAGAAGUUAGUAGUAAAUGUUUGAUGGAGUUAAAUCCUUAUGUUAGUGUUAAAACUAUAACUGAACCCCUCAAUUUACAGACAGACCUAUCUUACCUUAAUAACUACCAGUGUGUUAUCCUGACAUCGUGUUCACUUCUGCUUCAACUGAAGGUCAAUGACUUUUGUAGAAAUCAGACACCACCCAUUCAGUUUAUUAUGAGUGAUGUAUUUGGUGUAUUCGGUCAAGUAUUUUGUGAUUUUGGUGAUGAGUUUGAAGUCAUGGAUACCAACGGUGAAGAACCUAAGGAAGUUUUUAUAGCAAAAAUAUCCAAGGCAUCACCAGGUGUUGUGACAUGUUUAGAUAAUAAAGUUCAUGGUUUCGAGACGAACGAUGUUGUCACUUUUAAAGAAGUUAAAGGAAUGGAAUCUCUAAAUGGAACACAGCAUACAAUAAAAGUGUUAACUCCAUACACAUUCUCUAUAUGUGAUACAAAUAUUGAUGAAUAUGGUGAAUAUCAGGGUGGUGGAAUAGCUUCACAGAUUAAAGUUUCUAAAAUAGUCAAUUUUGAAUGUUUAGAACAACAAUUACAAGCACCAAGUCUCCUAUUUCCAGAUUUUUCAAAAUUCCAGGCUCCAUCUGUGACCCACCUUGGUUUUCUUACGUUACAUUCCUUCAUGCAGAAACAAAACAGACUACCUGAAGUCUGGUGUCCAGAAGAUGGAGAUCUGUUCCUAUCAUUAGCUAAAGAUCUAAAUAAAGAAAUUGAAUCUGUAGACGAGAAAUUAUUGCAAUAUUUAUGUUACACGAAUCAGGGUUGUCUAGCCCCUAUAUGUGCUACUAUUGGUGGAUUUGUUGCACAAGAGGCAUUAAAAGCUUUGACAGGAAAAUUUACACCUUUAGUUCAAUGGUUAUAUUUAGAUGCCACAGAACUCAUUCCUGAACAACAGUCAACUGAUCAAUUCAAGAAAAGAGGUGAUAGAUAUGACAGUUUAAGAAUCUGUGUCGGUGAAGAUAAAGUUGAACAGUUAGCCAAUACUAGACUCUUUAUGGUUGGAUGUGGUGCCAUAGGAUGUGAAAUGUUGAAGAAUUACGCUUUGAUGGGAAUAAGUCGAGGUCACAGAGGUCAGAUCACUAUAACAGAUAAUGAUUUAAUAGAAAAAUCAAAUUUAAAUCGUCAAUUCCUGUUUCGACCAAAACAUAUCAGGAUGCCGAAAUCUAUAACAGCAGCUCUGUCUGUAUUAGAGAUAAAUCCAGAACUGAAGAUUGAAGCACAGCAACAUAAAGUUUGUCCGCAGACAGAAGAGUCAGUUUAUAAUGAUGGAUUUUUUGAACAACAGGAUGUGAUUGUUAACGCUUUAGAUAACGUAGAAGCUCGCCGAUAUAUGGAUGGACGGUGUGUAAUCAAUCAGAAACCAUUAUUAGAGUCUGGUACAAUGGGGACUAAAGGUCAUGUACAGGUUAUAGUACCACAUUUAACAGAAUCCUAUAGUAGUCAGAGAGAUCCACCUGAUGAAGAUUAUCCAUACUGUACAGUAAAAUCAUUUCCUGCAACAAUAGAACACUGUAUACAGUGGGCUAGAGAUAAGUUUGAACAAGCGUUUGUACAGAAGCCUCAGUUAUAUAAUAAAUUCUGGUCAACUAACGGAGAUAUCAAUAAUAUUCUAGAGAGAUUAAAGAGAGAAGAGAUGCUAGAAGGUUCGGUUAAAGUUAGUAAAUCAGCCGCUAGUCGACCUACAACUUGGUCAGAUUGUGUUCGACUUGCUAGACUCAAGUUUGAGAAAUACUUCAAUCAUAAGGCAAAACAACUUUUACAUAGUUUUCCACUGGAUACAACUCUGUCGGAUGGAAGUCCAUUUUGGCAGUCACCUAAACGACCACCUGCACCAAUAGAAUUUAAUCCCAAUAACGAUUUGCAUAUGUUAUAUAUACAGAGUUGUUCUCGGCUUUACGCUGAUAUUAGUCAUGUGACCUGGACACCGCAGGAUUUAGAAUAUAACUGUAUAAGAAAUAUUUUAGUCACUAUACCAGUACCAGAGUUUAUACCAUCCAAUAAGAAAAUAGAAACAGAUGAAGCAGCUAGUAAAGAAUCCAAUACAACAUCAUAUGGUGGAGAUGAGGAACAAGAAACAAUCCAUAGAUUCCUAAAUAUUGUACAAAAUACUUCAAAAAUACCAGUCUCUGUGAUAGUCAGUAAUCAGUCUCCGGUAGAGUUUGAGAAGGAUGAUGACAAUAACGGCCAUAUAGAUUUUAUAUCUACAUCAGCAAAUCUACGAGCGGAAAUGUACAGUAUAGAGAAUGCUGAUAGGUUAAAGAUUAAGCGUAUCGCUGGUCGAAUCGUUCCGGCUAUCGCUACAACUACAGCAGCUGUAUCCGGCUUAGUUUCUAUAGAACUCAUUAAAAUACUCGACAAGUCACGCCCUAUCGAACAUUAUAAAAACUGUUUUUUAAAUCUGGGUCUGCCAUUGAUGUUGUUAUCGGAACCUGGUCCAACCGAGAGAACUGUAAUCAGAGAAGGAUUAUCGUACACCAUGUGGGAUAGAUGGGAAGUAACAGGAAAUAAAGAUUUUACUUUACAACAAUUCCUAGAUUAUUUUAAGACAACGUAUGGUCUGGAACCUAGUAUGGUUGUACAUGGUGUUAAAAUGGUUUUUGUUCCAAUAAUGCCUGGUCAUAUGAAGAGAAAACCUCACACAAUGUUAAAGUUAUUAAAGCCUACAGCAAGUAUUAAAUACAUGGAUUUGGUUUUAUCAUUUGAUAAUGAGAGUGGGAACGAUGAAGAUGAAGAUAUAGCUGGUCCACCAGUCCGAUAUUAUUUUGGUUUAUGAUGAUUGUAGAAUAGAAUAUAUUUUGACUAGCGGAUGACGUGGCGCUACACGGGUUGUAUCUCCGAAACCGGAAGCGGUAGUCCAACUCCCCAGCUCGAACUACCCCAAUACACCAAAUUUCAACCUCGGGACAGACAGCCCUAGUGUAGCCGCCAACCCUGAACAAACAAACAAAC
This is a messenger RNA of Patella vulgata (common limpet), 3330 nucleotides long. Its product is annotated as ubiquitin-like modifier-activating enzyme 6. The record is from RefSeq and is a predicted model, not a curated record. Gene Ontology annotation, biological process: protein sumoylation. Gene Ontology annotation, cellular component: SUMO activating enzyme complex; cytoplasm. Gene Ontology annotation, molecular function: SUMO activating enzyme activity. Bases 92 to 3154 code for a protein of 1020 amino acids. Lineage: Eukaryota; Metazoa; Mollusca; Gastropoda; Patellidae. The transcript has 34 exons.